Molecule: messenger RNA, 3586 nt
Organism: Closterium sp. NIES-67
Lineage: Eukaryota; Viridiplantae; Streptophyta; Zygnematophyceae; Desmidiales; Closteriaceae
Source: the annotation of a GenBank genome assembly
ACCGUUUUGAACCAAACUUGAUUUUCGUCGAAGCGCGCGAUUUCCUCGCCGCAUAUGGAUGGGUUCUUAGAACGCGUAAGGAUCGGUUCGUAGCACGCAUAGCGUAUCGUGGUUCGCGUCGACGUCCGUCGUCGCAUCACGUCAUGCCUCGAUAUCGUCCCGUCGUCUGUUCCGUCAAGCUGCUCGCCCUGCUGCUCACUGCCGUCGCCGUCACUCUUCCCUUCCUCACCUUCCGCCUGCCGCCUCUCGACCUCCCCGCACUCGCCGCUCGUCGCGACCUCCGCCGGUUCUUCCGCGCGCCUCCCCGAUCCCAGCAACGUUUCGAUUAUCGUCCAUCCGCGCUUGUCCAAACCGAGCAGCCCUUCGAGGCUCGGCAAUCCGAGCCUGUUAUAAUCGAGCCGCCUUCGCACGGAGUCGUCGAUUCGCUGAGAAAUCUCGGGCCAGGGAAUGGACGACUCGCAGUUAGCUCCGAUUCUGGCGGGAAUCGCGGCGGUGCUCACGGGAAGACGAAGCUGCAGGGGGGGCUGGCAUGCGUGGAACUUUGGAGAAAGUUCCAGGAAUUGCAGCAGGCGAUGACUGACCUUCAGGCGAAUUAUUCACAGCUCGCUCUGCAGCAUUCGGCUCUCACGUCGGCGCAUUCAGCCCUUCAGUCGCAAGCACAGCAGCAGCAACGCACCAUCCAAUCAUUGCCAACGCAAUCAGCAAUUUCCGGUCCUGCAGAGGACCAACCGAUUCCAGCCGGAUUGAGGGCAGACGGGGUUCGUGAAUCAACGCCAGAGUUGGCGAGUGCUUCUAGGGGGCGUUCUUAUAACGGGCCUGCUGAAGGGCCUGAGGCGGCCAGAGGAGGAGUUUCCUCCGGUGUAGUAGCACGUGGGGCUUUCACAGAGGGGUCAGUGUUGCCGGGAAAACCAGAACCAGAGUCGGUUGGGGGGGGUUUGGAGGGUGACUGCGAGAGUGCACUGAUGGCGUGCCAGCAGCAGCAGGAGCUGAUGAAGUUAGCCGGGGGGGAUGGGGGGGACGGAGGGGAGGGAGGCGAGGGGGGAGGCGGCGAUGUGCUGCAGGAGCUGGCAGCGGGGAUGAAGAGCCUCGAGGUGUCGUUCCGCCUGGCGCUGUGGAAGGAGGAGCAUUGCCAGGCCAAUCAGAGCGCGCUGAGGUGGACCAAUCAGAUGCUCCGGCACGACGUCUCCCACCUGAUGGCAAAGCUAGAGGCGUGUGGCACGAGUGGCAGUUUGCACUCGCAGCAUCAACUGGAGGGAGGGGGCAGAGGCCAGGGCAGGAAUGCGCGCCAUGGUGCUCGCGAGGGCCUUGGGGGCGCUGUGGGUGCGACGGACCGAGCCCUCUUGACUCUGUGGGAAGCUUCCCCGUCCCUUCAGCUGAGAGAUGUGCGCAGCGCUGCUGUGCAGGAGGCGCUGAGAGAGCUGAGGCGGGCAGUGAGGGGCGAGGGGGAGAUAAAGGAGGGGGGAGGGAAGGAGGGGGGAGGCGAAGAGGCAAGGGAGAGAGAGGGGCGGAAGGGGAGACAGUUUGAGACUCUGGGUGUGGGUGGAGGGAAUGUUACGGUAGCGGGGGAGGAGGUGUGGUUGAGUGAGGAGGAGGAGGAGCGGUUAGUGCCUGCAGCACCGCAUGUGGAGGACUGUGAAUCGCUGGCCAGGGAUGUCAGCCUUCUCGAUUCGCGGUCUGCUGACGGGGCGCUCCCCGAUUGGUCGGUUUGGGGCGGCAGGCUGGCAUUAGUGGCACAAAGAUUGGAGGAGAGGGAAAGGGAAAAGGUGAGGAGGGAGAGAGCAAGGGAAGGAGAGGGGCGUGGGGAUACGGAAUCAGAGGUAGCGGGGCCAGUGCAGGAGGAGGAGAGACAGCUGAGGAAAGAGGAGCAGGCGCGGUUAAUAAGGCAGGAGGGGCGGGAGAGGUCACUCGAGCAUGAGGAGGAGGAGAGGCAGUUGGAGCAGGAGGAGCAGGCGAGGUCGCUGGAGCACGAGGCGCUGCGGCGGCAGGUGGAGGAGCGGAUGAGGGAGCGGGUGGGGGCGAGCCAGGAGGAGGCGGAGGUGGCGGCAUGGAUGGCAGCAGCACGGGACGAGCAGCUCAUGGGCGCCAGCAGGAAGACUGUUCUCGGGCCGUACCCGCCCUGGGUGGCAGGAGCAGACGAGGGCAAUCUGGUCAUGACCCGCCGCGCGCAGCGGGACAUUUGGGUGCAGCAGCACCCCACGGACUGCGCCCACCCCUCAGUCAAGUUUCUUGUGGUGGACGUGCUGAGGAAGGUCCGUGGAAGGUUCCUGGGCGUGGGCGCGCAGGUCAACUGGCUGGCGGGCGUGCUGGGGACGGCGGUGGGGGAGGGGCGGGUGAUGGUGAUCCGGCACUACCACCGGGCGGAUCAUGACGGGUGCACUGGUGUCCAUAGAGGCCUGUGGUCCUGCUACUUUGUGCCAGAGACCUCCCCUGAGUGCCGCCAGCAGGCCCUGCAGCUACUGCACUCUACCCACCCCAGUCACGCCUCCCCCACUCUCGCCUCUCCUCUGGGAAAUGGCUCCUCUGGUGGUGGUGGCAGCGGUGCUGCUGCUGGGAAUAAUGCGAGUGACAGCAGCGGGGGGGAUUGGAGUGCGAGGAGGGUGACUUUAUGGAAUGAGUACCUGGACAGCAAUAAGACCAAUUUCUUCACCAUCAACUAUCCUACCAUAUGGGGUAAUCCGUGGAAGCACAUGCAUCCGACGGUGGACGUGCAUGGAAGGCUCAUUCGAUGGACAGCGUUCAAUCGCCACCGUUGGUGGUUCGCCCAGGCGUCUACCUACCUCAUGCGCUACCCCUCCCCCCGUCUCUGCCUGCUCCUCAAUCGCGCCCGCCACCACGCCUUCGGCCCUUCCCUCGCCGCCCGGGCAGCCCGCUUCCUGCCUGCCGAUUGGCCGAAAUCCGUCGAGCAGCUGCCCGGUUUCACCGCCCGAAACGCCCUCGGGAGCGAGGGGAAAAUAGAGGAAAUCUGGCGGGCGACUGGCGGGGGUGUACAUGGUAGUAAAGGGGCGCCUCCAGGCGGACAUCUAUCAGGAGGAGGAGCAUAUCUGCCGGAGGGGCUGGUGGCGGUGCAUGUGAGGCAAGGGGACAAGGCAGGGGAGAUGGCGAUUGCAGGGCUUGACGUGUACCUGGCGCUGGCGGGCAGGGUGAGGAGACAGUUCCCCUAUGCCGACUCGGUGUGGCUCAGCUCAGAGAUGCAGUCUGUUAUCGACUCCACCAAGCACUACACUCGCUGGCUCUUCCAUGCCACGGACUUUCCCAGGCAAGCGCUGGGUGAAUCCAUGGAUGCAUACGACGCACGGGUGGGCGAGCAAGCGGCCACAGAAAAUGCCUUCGUGAAUCUUCUUAUAUCUGCGGAUGCUGAGUUCUUUGUGGGCACCAUGGGGUCGACGUGGUCCGUUCUGAUUGAAAAUCUGCGCGUGGCUGGGCGGGGGAAGGCGCGGAUUGGAAUGCUGAGUGUCAAUAGGGACCGGUACUGGUUCGGGGAAACGUGGGAGAUAUGGAAGGACUUGUACAGGAAUAUCACUGUGUAAAGUCUUUGUACCGGUAUUCAGUUGUUCGCACUUUUAGAAAAUCAAAGCUUGUAGAUGUG